AGGAUGGCCGUGAAUGACAAAGAAAACGAAGAUAUUGUGAAAUUGUGGAUAAGAGAAUGUUUGACAGAUAAUCAUAUGUCUGAAUAUGAAGUGAGUUUUGCAAAAAUAUCCGAAAAAGGACAAGGAUAUCUGAGUGACAUAUUUUUUGUGAAAGCUACAGGACUCAAUGAGCGACGUGAGAAGCAAGAAUUCGAUUUUGUUGUUAAAAUCAGUAAGAAAAAUGAAACACUACGAAAAAGUUUUCCUCUGAGAGAGUCAUUCCAUAGAGAAAUAUAUAUCUAUAACGAAGUUAUUCCUACAUUCAAACUUUUUAUGAAUGGAAAAGAGGCCAAAUUCAAAUUGGAUUUCAUGCCGGAAUGUUAUAAAACCAUAUUUGAAGAUGAAACCGAAGGCAUCAUCCUUGAAAAUUUGAAGAUUAGAGGUUUUCAAUUACAUUGCAAUACGAAACCGUUGAACUUGGAACACAUCAAACUAGUAUUGCUAAACAUGGCACACUUCCAUGCAGUUUCAUUCGCAUUCAGAGAUCAAAAUGAAUAUGAAUUUAAUAAAUUAAUUAUGGAUUUCAACUCGCUCUUGAGCAUAACGGUGGAAGAGCAAAGUAUGCAGACUUUAUUCAGAACUGAAAUGUUUACCGCCAUAGAGUUUCUGAAAGAAAUCGAUGAGAGUGAAUUAGCUAAACAGUUGCAGGAAAGAAUACAGGAUGAUCCGAAUGCUAUUUUGAAAUCAAUCUACAAUAAGGAUAUAAAACAGUCUGUAAUUCUCCAUGGAGAUACAUGGAUCAACAACUAUAUGUUCAGAUAUGAGGAUGGUGAUUUGACGACUCCAGCUGCAGUAGCGUUUUUGGACUGGCAAAUAUCCUCCUUACACUCUCCAGCUCUCGAUGUAUCUCAAUUUCUAUACGCAGUAAGCUCCGAGGAAGCCCUAGUAACACACUUUGAAGAUUUGAUGGUAUUCUACCACUCAAAACUUUCCUCAUGCCUGAGGGAACUAGGAAGCGACCCAGAAAAUAUAUUUCCGUAUUCGUUGCUGAUUGAACACUGGAAGAAGUAUUCAGUGGCUUCGUUGAUUUUUGUUCUGGGGUUUCUGAAAACAAUAGUUUCGGAGGGCGAUGAAGUACCUGCUACAGAGGAUAUUACUUGUGGGCUUGGAGAUGUGUUUUCGAAUGUGAAGAUAACGAAUAUGAAUGCUUAUAAAUCCAGACUUGUUGCAAUAGUGAAGAACUUUUGCAGUUUAUGA
This is a messenger RNA of Phaedon cochleariae (mustard beetle), 1236 nucleotides long. The record is from the annotation of a GenBank genome assembly. Lineage: Eukaryota; Metazoa; Arthropoda; Insecta; Coleoptera; Chrysomelidae.